AUGGCUUGGUUUGCCAACUGGCACACCGAUUGCACGGUCGCCAAUAUUUCCUGGACUGGUUUCGACAGAAUGGCUUACUUCGGAGCUAUUAGUGCCUCUGCUGAUGAGUCACCUCCGGAUACUGCCAAAUUUCUGUCUACGCUCCAGCAGCAGUUACCGGAUGUAUCUCUCUCUGCUGCUACCCCCGUCAGUCCAUCGAACGACACCACUGGGGUCCCUUCGACUAACCUGACCAGCGAUCUUGGAUUACAUUGGGUUCAUGGUGUGCCCAGCUACGAACACAGCUACUCCAUCAGCUCUUCUGCAGCUAUCCAGAGAGACACGUUGGCCUCAUACCCCAGCUUUAACACCAACAACUUCGUCUUUGGUAAUAGCUGGGGUGCUGCCAGUCCAAAUGCUUGCGGUAUCAACCAACCUGCGUCUGGCGACUUCAACUUCUGGGGCCUCAUCGCUGGUAGUUUCUUGAAUGAGGACGGCAGUGUCGCCUCCGGAAUGACUGGCUGCUGCAGUCAGACGGUGCCGCGGCGUGUGAUUCGUCUUCGUCAUGGUAAUCUACGACAACGCCCUCUCUGUGGGAGAUGGGUAGCGGCUAUAACAUUCUCUCGAACACCAUCAAUGUGCAUGACGCUCCCCAAGUGGGGUCGCCAAAUCGAAGGAGAACACCAAAUCGGGAAUCAGCGGCGCUCAGCGGUUAUCCUGGCAAAACGCGCGCGCGGCGGACAUGUCAACACGUCGUUGUAA
This is a messenger RNA of Suillus paluster, 741 nucleotides long. RefSeq lists its product as uncharacterized. The transcript is spliced from 8 exons. The coding region runs from base 1 to 741 and encodes 246 amino acids. The record is from RefSeq and is a predicted model, not a curated record. Lineage: Eukaryota; Fungi; Basidiomycota; Agaricomycetes; Boletales; Suillaceae.